AUGGUAAAAUAUUUAUUUGAUACUCAACUAUUCAAAGAAAUUAUUAUUUGGAAUAGUAAUCCACAUAUGAAUCUUACUCUUUAUCAAAUAAACAUUGAUUUAAAUAUGAUAAAAUUCAUUCGUAUUAUUAAUUCAAAAGAAAAUAUUAAGCAUAAAAUCAAAUAUCUUGCUUGUUCAGAAGCAAACACAAGUGCAUGUUUCUUUAUUGAUGAUAGAUGUAAUGUUUUACCAAUAUAUGAUGAUCAUAAAGUACAUGACAUUUCAUUUCAUAAUACGUGGAAAGCAGUUGAUGGUAAUCUUUCAACAUGUUGGCAAACAAAUCGAACUAUUUAUUCUGGUGACUUUUUUAUCAUUGACUUUUUACAUGCUCAAACAAAUAUAACAUUCGUACUUAUUGUUUCACACAACCGUAUAAUGCAAGCAAAUUUGGAGAUAAAUAUUUCAUUUAAUGGAAUUUGGUGGAUUCCAUAUGAAUCACUCAGAGGUAUUUUCAUAAAAGCAAAUGAAAAUUCUAGAAAUAUCUACCUCUUCAAUUCGGCUCAGUUUAAUGAAGGUUUUAAAUCGCUUCGUUAUAUUAAAUUCAAAGCAACUAACAAUCAUUCUAAUCAAUCCUUUCAAAAACUCACCACACUGGAUCUCGAGCACAAUCUAAUCGGACAUGUUGGAGCACGACAUUUAGCUGAUGCAUUACAACACAACACAGCACUCAUCACACUAAAUCUCUCGAGGAAUUUCAUCGGAUAUGCUGGAGCACAACAUAUGGCUGUUGGACUGCGACACAACAAAACACUCACCGCAUUAAACAUCUGGGGCAAUGAAAUCGGAGAUGUUGGCGCACAACAUUUGGCUGAUGCAUUACAACACAAUACAGCACUCAUCACACUGGAUCUCGAUUCCAACAGCAUCACAGAUGUUGGAGCACAACAUUUGGCUGAUGGAUUACAACACAACAGAACGCUUACCACAUUAGAUCUCCGUGAAAACAGAAUUGGAGAUGUUGGAACACAACAUUUGGCUGUUGGACUACGAUACAACACAACGCUCACCACAUUAAAUCUCUCGUACAAUAGAAUUGGAAAUGUUGGAGCACAGUCUUUGGCUCAUGGAUUACGAUACAACACAAUACUCACCACAUUAGUUCUUGCGCGCAAUGGAAUCGAAGAUGUUGGCGCACAACAUUUGGCUGAUGCAUUACGACACAAGACAGCACUCACCACACUAGAUCUCGAAUACAAUGUAAUCGAAGCUGUUGGAGCUCAACAUCUGGUUGAUGGUUUACGACACAACAGAACACUCACCACACUAUCUCUCGGUGGUAAUAGAAUCGGAGAAGUUGGAGCUCAACAUUUGGCUGAUGGAUUACAACACAACACAACACUCACCACACUAGACCUAGGUGGUUGUGAAAUCCGAGAUGUUGGAGCACAACACUUGGCAGUUAGAUUGCGACACAACACAACACUAAACAUACUAAAUCUACGAUAUAAUAUAAUUGGAGAUAUUGGAGUACAACAUAUAGCUAAUGCAUUACGACACAAUACAACGCUCACUGCAUUGGAUCUCCAUGGUAAUGGAAUCGGAGAUGUUGCAGCAGAACAUCUAGCUGAUGGACUGCGACAUAACACAGCACUCACUACACUAGAUCUCGGUGACAAUACAAUCGGAGAUGUUGGAGCUCAACAUUUGGCUGAUGGAUUACGGCACAACACAACGCUUACCACACUACAUCUCGGUGACAAUGGAGUCGGAGACGUUGGAGCGCAACAUUUGGCUUAUGCAUUAUUACACAGCACAGUAACUGUCUUUAUCUAUGUCAUGUCUUUACUUAUACUUAUUCAUCUAGACACUGACCUCACUAUAUCUCGAAUAUAA
Molecule: messenger RNA, 1872 nt
Organism: Adineta steineri
Lineage: Eukaryota; Metazoa; Rotifera; Eurotatoria; Adinetida; Adinetidae
Source: the annotation of a GenBank genome assembly